AUGGCUGAUGGCCACCAAUUGGCACAGGAGCUUGCCUGCAGGCACUUCAAUCCACCGCGAGGAGUAUCUCAACUCUGCGGGACGAGGGUGACCCUUCGACGCCGCGGGCUCUGGGCUACGAUGCAGAUUGCCGGCGGAGCUGCUGCAGACCAAAACAAGCUGAUCCAUGACUACAGUGAUCAGAUUGCAAAGCGAGGUGGCGCAGAAGUUGAGCUGACCAAGGUGAACUCGUACAUGAUGUUUGGAUACCAUGAUUUCAUGGAGAGCCCGCUGGUGAAGCAGGGUCUAGGCCCACAGCAUCGUUAG
Molecule: messenger RNA, 306 nt
Organism: Anthostomella pinea
Lineage: Eukaryota; Fungi; Ascomycota; Sordariomycetes; Xylariales; Xylariaceae
Source: the annotation of a GenBank genome assembly